Rana temporaria (common frog) is the source of this 1151-nucleotide messenger RNA. RefSeq names its product zinc finger protein 572-like. Gene Ontology annotation, biological process: regulation of transcription by RNA polymerase II. Lineage: Eukaryota; Metazoa; Chordata; Amphibia; Anura; Ranidae. Bases 47 to 652 code for a protein of 201 amino acids. The transcript has 3 exons. Gene Ontology annotation, molecular function: DNA-binding transcription factor activity, RNA polymerase II-specific; RNA polymerase II cis-regulatory region sequence-specific DNA binding. The record is from RefSeq and is a predicted model, not a curated record.
ACAGGAAGGUCACACCAUCCCCCACUAUCAUCAGGGUGAAGAUCUGAUGAUCAUGAAAACUGAGUGUGACGUAGAAGAGACGUAUGUGAGGGAUGAUCAGCAAUAUACGGAGGAGGCUGGAAUGACGAGGACAUUCAUAGAGGAGGACACUCCUACAGAGAUCAGCACAGGACACGCCAUGGAGAAACCCUCAAAGGAUCGUCUCACUUUAUCUCCAGGUUGUAAAAUGGAAGACGAGGACAUCACAGGAGAUUGUGGUGGAGAAAAGACAAUGAGCUCCACUAUGGAUGGAGGACUUCACAGUGUGGAUAGACCAUGGAAUCCCUCUGACUCUGAGCAACCUCGUACUGUGAAGGGUGGGGCCGGAAUUCAGGGGGAGAAGACAUUUUCCUGUCCCGAAUGUGGUGAAAAUUUUAACUUUAUAUUAAAUCUUACCGCACAUCAGGAACCUCACACAGGUGAGACACUUCUACCCUGUUCCGAGUGCGGGAAAUGUUUUUUUUUUAAAUCGGAACUCAUCAUACAUUAUAAAUCUCACACAGCGGAGAGGCCCUAUUCUUGUCCUGAGUGCGAGAAACGUUUCUCACAGAAAUCACACCUUGUUAUACAUCUAAGAUCUCACACGGGGGAGAGCCCGUAUUCUUGCAAUUAGUGCGGGAAAUGUUUUUCACAGAAAUCGCACCUCGUUAUACAUCAGAGAUCUCACACAGGGGAGAGCCCAUAUUCUUGCCCCGAGUGCGGGAGAUUUUUUUCGCAGAAGUCCCAUCUUUCCAGACAUCAGCGAUUUCACACAGGAGAGAAGCCGUAUUCCUGCCAUGAGUGCGGGAAAUGUUAUGCACAAAAAUCAGACCUAGUUGUACAUCAGAGAUCUCACACGGGGGAGAGACCGUAUUCCUGCCCUGAAUGCGGGAAAUCUUUUUCGGUCAAGGCCAAGCUUUCUAGACACCAGAUAUUGCACACAGGCAAGAAGCCGUAUUCCUGCUCUGAGUGUGGGAGGUGUUUUUCACAGAAGGCCCAUCUUACCAAACAUCAGAGGUCUCACGGGGCUGAUAAGCGGUAUUUUUGAAAUUCAUCGAGGAACACUAACAUUUUUAAAUACAGUGAAACCUCGGAUUGCAAGUAACGCGGUUAACGAGCAUUUCGCAAUACGA